Molecule: messenger RNA, 607 nt
Organism: Meleagris gallopavo (turkey)
Lineage: Eukaryota; Metazoa; Chordata; Aves; Galliformes; Phasianidae
Source: RefSeq, a predicted model, not a curated record
CACAGCAGAUGUCUGCCCCAGCCACCCAGUACAGACCAGUUGGUAUCCCUAGGGCAUACUGAAGAAUAGGGCUGAGCUUGCAGUGAAAACGUUCUUGCUACCCCGUUCUUCAUACCCAGAGGAAUUCCUGGUUUUCUCCUCACUGUAAGAGAUCCAGCUGUCCCAAGGCAGGAGUCUGGGUCAAUUGCUUCAGCUGACAUGGAUUUGAAUCAGCUGGAAGCUUUUCUCACUGCCCAAACAAAAAAGCAAGGUGGCAUCACAUCGGAUCAAGCUGCGGUCAUUGCCAAAUUUUGGAAGAACCACCGAGUGAGGAUCCAUGAGAGCCUGGUAAAUCAAAGCCGCUGGGAUAAUGUCUUGAAAAACAUGAACUGGAGAGUGGAUUUGAAGUCACAGUCAAGACAUGUUGAUCAGAUAAAUACUCCAGUUGCAAUAGUUGAAAUGGAACUGGGAAAAAAUGGUCAGGAAUCUGAAUUUCUCUGCCUGGAGUUUGAUGAGGCCAAGGUGAGCCAGAUGCUGAAGAAGCUCUCAGAAAUAGAGGAGAGCAUGACUGCAUUGACUCAAACCACCUGACUCAUAGAAAAUAAAGAUUGCAACUCAAAAAAACAAA